Schistocerca piceifrons (Central American locust) is the source of this 1674-nucleotide messenger RNA. Its product is annotated as chondroitin sulfate N-acetylgalactosaminyltransferase 2-like. The transcript has 10 exons. Lineage: Eukaryota; Metazoa; Arthropoda; Insecta; Orthoptera; Acrididae. Gene Ontology annotation, cellular component: Golgi cisterna membrane. The record is from RefSeq and is a predicted model, not a curated record. Bases 1 to 1674 code for a protein of 557 amino acids. Gene Ontology annotation, molecular function: glucuronosyl-N-acetylgalactosaminyl-proteoglycan 4-beta-N-acetylgalactosaminyltransferase activity.
AUGGUGUCCCCGGCGCGCGGCCUCGUGUCCUGGGUUCGCGCCCGGCUGCAGCCCCGCGCCGUGGCCUCCCCACACAGCCUCGACCUGCAGCCGGAGGCGGCGCUGCCGGACCCCUCCACAGGGUCCUCCGCCUCGCAGCAGCAGCAGCAGCAGCAGCAGCUGAGCCUGCAGGAGGAGACGCGGGCCGAGGUGGAGCGGCUGACGGCGCAGAUCAGAGACCUGCGACGCCGCCUGCUCGCCCUCACCGGUAACGUGGCGCCAGCAGCUGCCCCUGCGGCUGCCACCCCCAGCAACUCGUCCGGCCGGCCGGCGGCCGCGUCGCCGCACUCUGCAGAGGCCGUCCUCGGCCUCCAGACGCUGCCUCCAGCUCCAGCGGACGGCCUGUCCGGAGAGGAGUGCGCGCGCCACGUGCGCCAGCGGCUGGCGGCCGCCGAACUGCUGGACAGGGGGCGCCCGCUGGCCAGCGAGUUCGAGCUGGUCGCCUUCUCGCACUUCACGCUGAGCCGCGUCUACCCCGUCGAGCUGGCGCUCGGAAAACGCGUCGUCGAGAAGCCCAUCGGCUUCCGCCGCAGGGACCUGCUGGAGGCGCUCAACAAGGCGCUGGAGACGCUCAACAGCAGCAGCUCGGGCGGCGGCGGCGGCGGCCGGCGCUACUCGCUGGAGGACUUCUCGGAGGGCGUGUACCGCACCGAGCCGACCACAGGCACGCAGUACGAGCUGUACUUCCGCGCGGGGCGGCCGGGCGCGGCCCGCGUGUCCCUGGCGCGGCCGUUCGCGCCCCUGCAGGCGCUCGCCGUGGAGCCGGUGCCGGCGGCGGGCCGCGACAAGCCCGUGGUGCACGUGCUGCUGCCGCUGGCCGGACGCACCGCCGCCUUCCGCGCCUUCAUCGACAAGUUCGUCCGCAUCGCGCUCCGCAACGACCGCAGGGUGCAGCUGACGGUGGUGUACUUCGGCGAGGAGGGCCUGGCGGAGGCGCGCGCCGCCAUGUCCCGCGCGCUCUCGCUGUCGCUGGCGCCGCUGCGGCUGCUGGCGCUCAACGAGUCCUUCUCCCGCGGCCGCGGCCUGCGCGUGGCCGCCGAGCGAGCCGCCCCCGACCGCCGCGACGCGCUGCUCUUCAUGUGCGACGUCGACGUCGUCUUCAGCGCCAGGUUCCUCGACCGCUGCCGCUGGAACGCCCGGCCGGGGAAGAAGGUGUACUACCCGAUCGUGUUCAGCCUGUACAACCCGCACGUGGUGUACACCCUGCAGGGCCGGCCGCUGCCCCCGGAGGCAGAGCAGCUCGUCAUCUCCAGAGACACCGGCUUCUGGAGGGACUUCGGCUUCGGCAUGACCUGCCAGUACAGGUCUGACUUCCUGAAGGUGGGCGGCUUCUCGGAGGACGUGGUGGGCUGGGGAGGCGAAGACGUCUCUCUGUACCGCAAGUACGUCCGCUCCAGCCUCAAGGUGGUGCGCGCCACCGACCCCGGCAUCUUCCACCUCUGGCACCCCAAGGAGUGCGGCCGGCGGCUGCCCGCGGACCAGUACCGCGCCUGCCUGCGCUCGCGCGCCCUCAGCGAGGCGUCGCACGCCCAGCUCGGCUUCCUCGCCUUCCGGGACGAGCUGACCCCCGCCCUCGGCGGAGUCGGCAACGUCAGCAGCGGCAGCCACAACGGGCAGCCCGCCAGGAGGGCGUGA